This is a messenger RNA of Entrophospora sp. SA101, 393 nucleotides long. NCBI's taxonomy places the organism in Eukaryota, Fungi, Glomeromycota, Glomeromycetes, Entrophosporales, Entrophosporaceae. The record is from the annotation of a GenBank genome assembly.
AUGGGUGAAGGUAAAGUUUUUGAACAACUAGCAACCCAAUCUUAUGCUUAUUUUGGUAGCACUAAAUGGCAAAUUGAAGAAGGAUUUACCGAAGAAAAAGAAGAUAAAAUAACCUUUACCAUGAAAACAUUGGGGAAAAAAGGAAUUAUUAAAGGCACCAAAGACGAAGCCCACCAAGAAAACAAAACUUUGUGGGAAAAAACCAAAGAAAAAGCAGUUAACGACUUUGUUUGUGAUAGCUGUCAAACAGGAUUUAAAUCUGCUGUUGCCUAUUCGCCUUCUCUUAAUUCAGAGCAGUUAACCGAAACUUAUUGCAUGAGUUGUGUUGAUAAAAGAACUGUUAGAAACAUUGGUCGUGAUACUGUAUUUUCUGUUAAAGCAAGAAAAGACUGA